Molecule: messenger RNA, 1126 nt
Organism: Arachis ipaensis
Lineage: Eukaryota; Viridiplantae; Streptophyta; Magnoliopsida; Fabales; Fabaceae
Source: RefSeq, a predicted model, not a curated record
UAAUCAUAAACCAUGAUGGAUGAAAGGGUAGGUAUAGGUGAAAUAAAGAAGAUGGCUUUUCCAGGAGCAAAUGAAUCCAUGUCAGGAGCAAGUUCACCACAGAGAAAGAUGGGAAGGGGUAAGAUUGAGAUCAAGAGGAUUGAGAACACUACAAAUCGCCAAGUAACCUUUUGCAAGCGCAGAAAUGGUCUUCUCAAGAAAGCUUAUGAGUUAUCUGUGCUUUGUGAUGCUGAGGUUGCUCUUAUAGUUUUCUCCAGCCGUGGUCGCCUUUAUGAAUAUGCUAAUAACAGUGUCAAAGCAACUAUUGAUAGGUAUAAGAAAGCAUGUUCAGAUUCAUCUGGUGCUGGAUCUGCUUCCGAGAUUAAUGCUCAGUAUUACCAGCAAGAAGCAGAAAAACUGCGUGCCCAAAUUAGUAACCUGCAGAAUAACAACAGGCAAAUUCUAGGUGAAUCAUUAAGCAGUAUGAAUGUGAGGGAUCUCAAAAACCUGGAGGGUAAAUUAGAGAAAGGAAUCAGCAAGAUUCGUUCCAAAAAGAACGAGCUGCUGUUUGCUGAAAUUGAAUACAUGCAAAAGAGGGAGAUAGAUUUGCACAACAACAACCAGCUUCUUCGAGCUAAGAUAGCAGAAAGUGAGAGGAACAACAUGAGUGUGUUGCCAACUACUGGACCCACAAACUAUGAUUCAAUGCAUCAAUCUCAUGAACAACAUCAGCAUCAGCAUCAGCAUCAGCAGCAGCAAUUUGAUUCUCGUGGCUACUUUCAAGUCACUGGCUUACAACCCAAUAGUCAGUAUGCACGCCAAGACCAAAUGUCACUUCAAUUAGUCUAAGAUUGAUGUCAUUGUGAUUGUGAUUGUCACCCUAGCUACCUAAUUAUUACCAACUUGCUAGUACGUAAUAUAAGCAGCAAAAUAUAUGAGGAUGCAUUGCAUGGGAUUUAACCAUUAAUUAAUAUAUGUGUAGUUGCAAUCUUAGGCUUUCAUCACUCAUAAGACUACCCUGUAUCUAUAUAUUCUCAACUGCUCCAUCUCUAUUAUGUUUAUAUUAAUUAGUAUGUGUACUAAGAUUAUCAACAAGACACUACUUUAAUUUCUUGACAUAUAUAUGCAUAUUUAUUUGCCAAAUAAA